Molecule: messenger RNA, 582 nt
Organism: Fusarium coffeatum
Lineage: Eukaryota; Fungi; Ascomycota; Sordariomycetes; Hypocreales; Nectriaceae
Exons: 2
Coding region: 1-582 (193 amino acids)
Source: RefSeq, a predicted model, not a curated record
AUGGGAGGCGCCGGUGCUACUUCCGAGGCCAUUAGAAAAAGCGGCAUCGUCCCUAGCAUGCUCGAAAACCUCAAUGGACUCCAUGGGCCGCCUUAUAAGCCCACUGGAAACAAUGACAAGGAUGCCCAGGCCUUGCGCGACCGUCUGUACGAGUACAAUAAGAAGCGCUUCUUCGACGAGUUCUCGUACCCGUACCAGAGGAACCAAACCCGUCCUGACCGUUGGGACCGAGAAGGCGAGGUUAUUGGAAAAGAUGGGUUCGCCAGCUUCCCCAUCGAAGAAAUGAACAACGUUCGCUGGUACGUCGAAAACCGUAUUAUUCAAGGGGCGGAUAAUCUUCCUGAAAAAGAGAAGAACGAGUUCAAGGCCGACGUCGUAAACAUGGUUCAAUCCCUCAUCAUGACGGAUGACUACGGCUGGCAGGCAGAUGAGUUUGCGCGCACGUAUGGCGACUUGAGGAUCGAGGGCAUGAUCAUCUGGGAUGUGAUCAACGCGCCAGACCCUUCGGGAAACAACCCAAACUCUCAGCGGCUUAUGGUCUUGCAUUAUGCAGGCGUUGGGUACCCUCGACGGAAGAACUAA